Messenger RNA from Phragmites australis (common reed), 1703 nucleotides. Its product is annotated as carbamoyl-phosphate synthase small chain, chloroplastic-like. Lineage: Eukaryota; Viridiplantae; Streptophyta; Magnoliopsida; Poales; Poaceae. Gene Ontology annotation, biological process: 'de novo' pyrimidine nucleobase biosynthetic process; L-glutamine metabolic process; L-arginine biosynthetic process. Bases 129 to 1469 code for a protein of 446 amino acids. Gene Ontology annotation, cellular component: carbamoyl-phosphate synthase complex; cytoplasm. The record is from RefSeq and is a predicted model, not a curated record. The transcript has 11 exons. Gene Ontology annotation, molecular function: carbamoyl-phosphate synthase (glutamine-hydrolyzing) activity.
CCAACCGACGCAACGGGACAACAAAACACACCAAAACCUAGGGCGGCGGCGGCGAGAACCACGGUCCGGUCCGGCGGCGCGGAGGAAGGCGAGCACCCCUAGUACGUACCCGCACCUCGCGCUCUACGAUGGCGGCGCCUCCGGCCACGGCUUCCGCGCCUUUCCGGUGCCUGUCCGGCGCCGAGCCGCGCUGCGCCGGUCAGCGGAACCUCAGCUCGCUCGCCGUCUCGGCGCCUUCGGUUGGCCUCCGACGAGGUGGGAGCCGAUGCCUCGGCGUCCGUACCAAGGUUGCCAGUGGCGUGCGGAGUGCCAGCGUGGUGGAUGAUGGAGUGCAAAGGCCGUGGAAACUGAGCGAUGCUCGUCUUGUUCUGGAGGACGGCUCGGUGUGGAGGGCUAAGUCUUUUGGUGUUUCAGGAACACAAGUUGGUGAAGUGGUUUUCAACACAUCUUUGACAGGCUAUCAGGAGAUUUUGACUGACCCAAGUUAUGCUGGUCAAUUUGUCCUGAUGACCAACCCCCAUAUUGGAAACACUGGAGUUAACCCUGAUGAUGAAGAAUCAAAACAAUGUUUCCUUGGUGGCCUAAUCAUAAGAAAUCUAAGCAUUUGUACUUCCAACUGGCGGUGCACAAAAAUACUUGAAGAGUAUCUGAUUAAGAGGAACAUUAUGGGAAUAUAUGACGUGGAUACACGUGCCAUAACACGAAGGUUAAGAGAAGAUGGUAGUCUUAUUGGUGUCUUGAGUACUGACCAAUCUCGGACAGACAAUGAGUUGUUGGAAAUGGCCCGAAAGUGGAAAAUUGUUGGAGUUGAUUUGAUUAGUGGUGUCACAUGUGAUGCUCCAUAUGAAUGGUCAGACAAGACCUACUCAGAAUGGGAGUUCAAGAAGGAUCAGCCAAGUGGAAAUUUUCAUGUGGUUGCUUAUGAUUUUGGAAUCAAGCAUAAUAUUUUGAGACGUUUGGCAUCAUAUGGAUGCAAACUAACUGUUGUUCCAGCAAAUUGGCCUGCUUCCGAGGUACUUAAUUUGAAGCCUGAUGGUGUUCUUUUUAGCAAUGGUCCUGGAGAUCCAGCUGCAGUUCCCUAUGCUGUGAAGACAGUACAAGAAAUAAUAGGGAACGUUCCUGUGUUUGGCAUCUGUAUGGGCCACCAAUUGAUUGGGCAGGCUCUCGGUGGAAAGACAUUUAAAAUGAAAUUUGGUCAUCAUGGGGGAAAUCAUCCUGUUUGUGAUCUCCGAAGUGGACGUGUAGACAUUAGUGCACAGAAUCACAAUUACGCAGUUGACCCAGAGUCACUUCCAGAAGGGGUAAAAGUAACGCAUAUCAAUCUGAAUGAUAAUAGCUGUGCCGGCCUUCAGUACCCCAAGAUGAAGCUUAUGUCUCUUCAGUACCAUCCAGAGUCCUCCCCAGGACCGCACGACUCUGAUCUAGCUUUCGGUGAAUUUAUAGAGCUCAUGCAGAACAACAGAUUGUGAGGAGUGAGGAAUAAUGAUACAUGGAAAGGUUUAAUACCUGUAUCGGAGCUCCUUUGCAGACUUUGCUGGGAUAAGUUCAAAAUAAUUUGUUGUAUCUGUAGUUUUUUGUCUUCCAAAUGCCCUAGUUCUUGAAUUUUGGACGACUUGAGAAUAAGAUGCUUUGGACAUUGUACCACUAAAUCGCCUUUUGAAAUUCUUAUUAUGGCAACAAGAUGCCCCUUGUUCCAUUAUCAA